Messenger RNA from Styela clava, 4342 nucleotides. RefSeq lists its product as uncharacterized. The record is from RefSeq and is a predicted model, not a curated record. NCBI's taxonomy places the organism in Eukaryota, Metazoa, Chordata, Ascidiacea, Stolidobranchia, Styelidae.
AGAAAACAAUUAUAAAUAUGAAAAUAUCGGGAACUCAGUUAGGAUUUUUAUUCGUCGCCAUCUUGCUCAAAAGCAAUGCGGUUUCUGCAUUAGUCUCGAUCGAGGCGCCAGUAGAAGAGUAUUGGGGAGUGCGUGAUGAUGCCGAACUCCAAAUCCAGGCCAAUGUAACCACAGACGUCGAUUGGGGUAAUGUAACAGUAAUAGUGAAAACUCCUGACAACAGAGCAUUUCCAGCAAACACUGAAGAUGGUACGGAUUCUACAUCAAGGCUUUACACUUACGCCAUCAAAUCAUUAUUUAAAGCAGACGCUGGCGUGUAUACAUUCACAGUGGAAGAUUCAUCUACCGGAGUGACAGAUAAUGCAACAGUUACUGUAUACAUAUACACCGUUGACGUGUUACCAAUAUCAGCUAGUCAUCACGUUGUCGAUGGUCAAAGCAGACUUAAACCUCUGCUGAUACCGAUAUAUGUCUCAACCGAUGGAGACUGGGGCAAUGUCGAUGUAACUUCAAUGACCCCAAGUGGGAUUAUCAUCUUCGACGAGCUUCAUCGAAACAAGUUUUCCAUUUAUGAGAUUAUAUCAAGUGAACGUUGAUGAUGCGGAACCUGGGAUUUACAAUGUAUCAGUAAAUGAAAUUUUAGGAGGACGGGAGUAUGCACUUUUUUCAACAUCAGAAGUACAAGUGUAUGAGGCAACAUCGCCAGACGAAUAUUUGUACAGAAUAGCUGAAAACAGAGUCAAUAUAUUGAGCACCGUUUCCGAUUUUCAUCAAUAUUGGUACGAUGGGCCAGAUGACACCUAUAUAUUGGACGGUGGUAAUGAUAUGUAUGACAGGGGAAAUUAUAUCACCAUAUCAUCGGGCAACUCUGUCACUUCAAACGUGCCGUAUGGAAAACCAUUUACAACUCCAUCGUACCUAUUUUCAUCAAAAACAACGUAUCCGUUCACAUCACUAAUGUGGAUUUCAAAUGUCAAUGGAGUCGAGGAUAUUUUUUCAAUGAAGGUAUCAGGUAAAACAGGUGCGUUUGGCACCGGGAUGACUUCACAAUUCAGUUCGUCGUUUACACAUUCGGGGUACAAUGUUUGGUAUAAAACGUUUCAAGUUUACGAUGCUUCUCCUGAUCCAAGUAUCUGCGAAGUUUAUUUCUACGUCACAAACGAAGAGCUUUGGGCUUCCGUUCCUCCAACGUCUGUCAACCUUACAGUGGCCAGUGCCUCGACUAUAAACUUGGAUAACACCUUUAGUGUAUCAGGAGGACCACAAAACAUUAUGAUUGGAUAUCUACUACUUUCCAAUUCUUAUGGUAACGAGACACUGCAGUCAGAAGUCAAUCCUGUAAUGCAUAAAAUAACAAGCGUGAUAGAGGAGAAAGAUGCAUUUACAAUAAUGGCAGAAGAAGACGAAAUAGAAUUGGAAAUGGGCGAAGAGAGUGCAACCCUAUCUGUGACGAUAACCAGCCUCGGAAAUUGGAAUGGUUACGAUGUAACGCUUGAAACACCCUUGGGUGAAGUUUACAACGUGACCAACUAUACAGACAACGAUAAUGCGCGCGUUUACAGCUAUUCUUUGACAUCGCUGACCGAAUCCGACUCGGGAAUGUACAUAUUUCAUGCAACUGAUAAAUACAAAUAUGCUCUGACGGCUGAAACCAAACUCAUCAUAUUUUCAGCAGAAGUUAUUAUUGCCACCCCCGAGUACUGGGGAGUGACUAAUGACGCUGAAGUGGUAUUGAGCGUGAUGGCGAUUGCUAACAAUUGGACGGAUACAACGGUUAUGGUUCUGAGACCAGAUGGAUCUGUCCACGAAGCGAUUGCGGAAAGCAACACUGGAGUUAUCAGAACUUUCACCCAUCGUGUUACAAACCUGUUUGUGGAAGAUGCUGGAGUUUAUCAAUUUACAACUCAAAGAAAUGGACUCGUUUCAUCGAGGCCUGGAAAUGUCACUCUUUAUUUGUUCUCCAUUGAAAUUUUACCGGAUUCCUCAAGCUCGCACGCAAUUACAAAAGAAACUAAAGCAACCCUAAUGGUAUACGUUGCUUGCGAUGGAGAUUGGGCAAACGUUCAAGGAAAAGUCACAACACCGUCAAAGGACGUCAUUGACAUGUAUAGUGAACCUGGAGCGGUGCCCAGCGUUAAAGCAUAUUUAGCCAACGUCACUGACGUCACAGCGGGACAGUAUGACAUUGUGAUUACAGAGAGCCUCGGUGUAAGAACAGAGUCGAAAUAUUCCAGGGAAACCAUUACAGUUCACAAUUCCACUCAUGUUGACGAAUACUUAUACAGAAUUGGUUUGGUCACUGAUGAGAUAAGAGGUUACAUUCCAGAAUGGAAAGACUAUUGGUAUGAUGGGGUCGAUAAUACGUACAUUUCUGACGGAGGUUUCGAUAUGUAUGACCGAGGAAAUUACAUUUCGUAUUCGUGGAUGGAAAAUAAUCUGGCCGGAAUGGAAACCCGCAUACCAUAUGGAAAACCUUUUAAAUAUGAAUCGUUCGAAUUUUCGUCAAAAGCAUUUUAUCCCUUUGUUACUUUGAUGUGGAUUGACAAUAGUAAUCAAAUUGGGUCCGAUUAUUCAAUAACGGUCGAAGGGAGAGCGGGCGCAGCUUUCGAUUCGGUGGUAAACCAAUACACACGUAUUUUGUUUGAAGGAACGUAUGACGUCACAUAUAAUGUUUUCCAUCUUAAUGGAACUUCAGAUCCGUCUAUUUGUGAAGUCUAUUUCUUGAUUACAAACACAUUCCAUUGGAAUUCUGUAGCACCAUCCUCUUUUCAUAUUCAUGCAGCCGGUGCUUCUACUGGUAUGCUGGAAAAUACAGUUCACAUGGGAGGUAGUCCAAGUAACGUCAUGCUUGGUUAUACUUUGCUGUCGAAAGCAAAUGGUGCUGAAGUUACCUAUCUUGAUGUUGAAAGAGUCUUGGAAAAGUACGUCGAUAUAAUUGCUGAAAGGGACCAAUUCGGUAUUCGAACGACAUCUGACGACGGGUAUUACGUUUCAACAUCUGGCGAAAAUGCCACCGUACAAGCAACAGUCACCACAAGUGGGAAAUGGAACGGAAUAAACGUUGAAGUCACUCUACCAUCGGGCCAAAUAAAACCGGUCACAGAUUAUACACUAGAUCCAAUUCACACAAAGAGAAUUUACGAGUAUCACAUAAUUGGAGCUAGAUCUUCAGAUAUUGGAGAUUAUUCGUUUGCUGUCACAGACAAGUAUGAUGAAUUAGAGACAACAGCUGGUUAUUUGCACGUAUUUACCACGGAGAUUCUACCUACUUCGGAGUCUGAAUAUGUGGGUGAUUCUGGCGACACAGUGACAAUGGAGAUAUUUGUCCGCACCGAAAACACAAAUCUUGGCAUGUUGAACGUCGAAAUCGAAACACCAAAUCUUGGCGCCGUUCCAGUGACGGACCGGACAACAGAUUCGACCAACAUUAUUACGUACCGAUACGAAGUGGUAAACCCAACCCAUGAACAAGAUAAUGGUCUUUAUAGAUUUCAUGUUGUGGAGAACUUCGAGACAUAUACUGAUGAAAGCACAUGGGAUGUAACGUUAGAUGUUUUCUCUGUAUCAUCGUCAAUUGAAACACCAAGCUACACCACAAAUAUGGGAGCUGAGACCUUGCAAAUAUCUGGAUUGAUUUCAACUUUGGGAAACUGGGAAUUUGUAGACGUGACUAUACGCACACCAGCACGUGGAACGCCAGAAGUGGCUGCUUAUGAAUUGACUGAAAAUCCCGCUACUAGAAUUUACAUUUACACUAUGAGAGAAGUUACGUCUAGAGAUUCGGGAGCGUAUCAGUUUGUUGCCACCGAAACUAUCAACAAUGAACAGCGAGUAACUGAAUCGGAAUCCAUAGAAGUCAUAGUAAAAGAGGAAAAAUUAUCUGGUGGAGAGAUAGCGGGAAUUGUUAUUGGAUCUAUUGCAGGAGCAGCAAUUUCAAUAGGAUUACUUGUUUACUGCUGCAGGAGGGGGAAUUCCAAAAGUGAAAAGUCAUCAGUUCCACUCAACGACGACGUAACAGCUCCGGUAAAAGAGAAGUCACCUGAAAACACAGAGAAGAGUGUUGAGAAGAAAGAAAAAGAUGAUGAUGUAACUGCUCUUUAGUCGGUUAUAACAAAUGAAACAUUUUUUCUUCUGACUUGUUGGUGAAAAAAACAUGUUUAUUGAUAAAAAAGGUGACGAAAUAUGCAUUGUUUUAUGGACUCAUAUCUCGCCUUGUUCAGGAUUUUAGUUAUUGUGGAAAGUCAAUAUUUCUGUGGUUAUUUUGUUUUUCAAUUUGUUAUCACUUAACACUAAAUUAUACGAUUUAAUAUUAAUUUCAAUAGCAAUAAAUUUUACGCUUCUU